Molecule: messenger RNA, 474 nt
Organism: Ostreococcus lucimarinus CCE9901
Lineage: Eukaryota; Viridiplantae; Chlorophyta; Mamiellophyceae; Mamiellales; Bathycoccaceae
Exons: 1
Coding region: 1-474 (157 amino acids)
Source: RefSeq, a predicted model, not a curated record
AUGGCGACCGCUAGAGACGAUGGUCGUUUCAAUCCCAGUCCUGCGCUCGCGCGCGACGUCGAGGCGUCGGGCGCGCGAUAUCCACCGGUUAAAGUUCGCGCGGCCUCGCUGGGAACCGUCAAGGCGCGCGCGCUGCAUCACCAAGCCACGGAAGAAAUGGUGCGAGAUUUGUUAAAGUACGACGAAGUGCCGGGAAUAACGAACAUGUCGCACGUCGCUUUGCCCCCGGGCACCGUUAUCGAUCGUCACGUCCAUCCGAGCAAGUACGAGGUAUUCUUCGUGCAAAGCGGACGAGGUGCGUUCAAGGUGUGGAGACGCAAAGCGAGCGAAGCGGAAGAGGCGCGAGAAGAAAUUGACCUCAGACCUGGUGUGAGCGUAUACGUUGGACCGGAAGAACCUCACGAGAUUAUCCCGCAUGGUGAGGACGAGCCGUUGAUGAUGUUGUACUUUGGCGUCGUAGCGCCAGAACCUUGA